Messenger RNA from Nezara viridula (southern green stink bug), 1164 nucleotides. NCBI's taxonomy places the organism in Eukaryota, Metazoa, Arthropoda, Insecta, Hemiptera, Pentatomidae. The record is from the annotation of a GenBank genome assembly.
AUGAACCCUCAGAUGUACGAAAGCAGGAGUGAGGAAGAUAUAGCUAGUGAAAGCCGUGUGAAAUGGGACAGGAGGCUAAGCUGGAGGCUUAUUGAUGCCCGCGGUGCAGGGGACGGGGCGGCCGUGGUGGAGAAACUAGAAAGGACGCGAGUAGAGUACGCGGCAGGAAACGCCGAAUCGUUCACUGAAAGGUGCAGGGAGUGCGGUAGAAGACUUGUCUCAGCCAUGUCCUCCCUCAGCGGCGAAGUGACGAGGCAACAAGCCGUCCAAGAUGCACGAGCCCUCUCGAGGGCUGUAUCAGACCCUACCCUCAUCAAGCUGAGGGACCAAGGGACGAAAGACAUUGAAGCACUGUCCCAGAAGGCGUUGAGGUUACCAGCUAGCGAAGACGUAAGGUUUGUGCUGGAAAGGAUUGAACGACUGUUCAAAGAAGUGGACGGAACCGCAGAUAAACUGGAAGAUAUGGUUGAAAAGAGACGAGAGAAGCUGAAAGAUUUCCAAAGAGUUAAAGCGUUAGAAAAAGAGACAGAACAGGUGAUAGGUUGGUCGGAAACCGGUAAUAGGAGACAUCAAAAGCCCACCCUACCUCAGCUCACACCUCAAAUGAAAGGCAUGACAAUGAGACGUCGUCGAGCCGAGAUCUACGACCGCUCAGGUAGGACGGAAGGUGGAAUUCCUAUUCAUCUGUCAAUCCAUCAAGCGUUGACUUUCCGUUCCUCACUUAGGAAGUUUUUUCCUGGCUUUUGCCUUGUGAAGGUUCUUAUCCAUCCAAACACCAUCGAAUCAGUAUCCAAAGCUAAAGAUGCUAAUGGUGCCUUAACUUCAAUCACUGUCACUGCAAAUGACCCUGACUGGACAAAUGGGCUCUCCUUCUCUGGGGCUAUGGCAUUUGAGAUAUAUCAGAAACUGACUGAAUAUAAGUGGGUCUUAAAUGUUCCUAAUACCUGCUCAUAUCCGGAGAUGGUCAAGCAGAUAUACUUUCACUCAGUGUUCGGCACGUAUAAGGAGGACUUGGGUAUCUUGAAAUGGAUGACAGAAGGAGAACCCAAUUUUAUGAACAGAAAACAGCGAAGUCCGGCUUUUGGAAAAGCUGAAAAGAAAAUGUCUUUCACGCCAUACAAACUAAAGAGAUGGUCCAAGCUCGCUUCAGCACAGACUUCUUAG